AAAAUAAAAAUUUGAAUCGUUUUUUUUUUUUUGUACAUAGAGUAAGGAGAGGAAAUAUUUGUGUGGACUUCUAUAACUAUAAGAAAUUAGAAGAGUCAUAGUUAAAAUGUGUGCCUACAGGGACUUUGGUAAAGAACGACCUCACGUGAUAGCUUCGAAAUACAGACUGAAUCAAACGCAGAGUAAAGCGAAACAUGUUGUUUUAGAAAGGAAGCGAAAAGAGUGUGAAGUACCGGAAAUUCACAUUGAACCUGCUGAAUCUAACUCUAACUUACAUUCAUCUUGGCGAACUCUGAGUGUGUCGUCUGAUGAUGACUUAGAUCCGUAUAAUGAUGACGAGGAGGAGGUUUAUAGUCGUUCUAGUCAAGAUGAAAUGGUGAGUGUUUACGAAACCGCCUGCAAACGACAUAAGUUGUUACCCCUGACUUGUAUCAAGAGAGGAUUACUUAAACAAAUUUUGUCAUGUCGGUAUGUCAAUCUUCAGAAAGAUGACUGCCUGUGUUUAUGUUAUGCUCUCUGUAACAAUCGAUUUGUUGAACAACUUGACUUAAGGCAAAAUGGUAUGGGACCUGAACCUGCACGCUUCUUUGCGGAAGUAAUAGAAAAUAGCUCUUUUCUGACACAUAUUACUAUUUCUGAUAAUGACUUGAAAUCUGCUGGUAUCAGACCCAUAUGUGAGGCAGUAAUGAAAAAUAGAAAUAUUACAUACUUAGAUUUGUCAGGCAAUGGUUUAGUCGAGAGUGAUGGGGAGUGUUUUGAAAAGCUGAUUGAAAAUUCUCGUUCGUUAACAGAGCUGUAUUUGGGGCAUAAUAAAUUGAUGGACCAGGGAGUCGGAAGAAUAUGUGAGGCUUUGAAGAAGAACGAUUCACUUGAGGUUUUGGAUUUAAGUUGGAAUCAUAUAAGACUAAAGGGAGCAGAAGCAAUCGGUGAAGCUAUUGAAAUGAACAAUACUCUUCUUAAGGUAAAUCUUGAGUGGAACGGACUCCAUCAGGACGGAGCUUUCAGUAUUGCAAGGGCAUUAAAGAAGAAUGAAACGUUAAUUGAGCUGAAUUUAGUUUGCAAUAGAUUAUCCGAAUAUUGCAUAGCCGAAAUAUUGAAAGGAUUGCAGGAAAAUUCUUCACUAGAGAUCCUGCGUAUUGGCCAGAACCAGGUGACGACAAGGGGAGCGCUUUUGAUUCUGAAAAAUAUAAAGGAAAAUACAUCAUCUAAAAUAUCCGUGCUUGACUUUGGUAAUCAGGAAGUUCAUGAUAGCUUUGAGCAGCUCUACUUAGAAAUGAAAAAGGAGCGUGAUAUUACAGUUGUUUAUGGCAGCGUGUGGAAGACAGAGAGGGCACCGCUGUCUCAAAGUGCAGCAGACGAUGAUGAGAUCGCCUUAUUAUCAUGCAACCCGCUGACAGUCCUCAUGGAAUGUAUGCGUCUACAGAAUAUGCGUCUCAUAGAUUUCUUCAAGUCACUCGAUAAAAACAAAAGUGAUAUGAUAUGUAUUAAUGAGCUAUGCGAAGGUCUGUUGAGAGUUGGAGUCCAAGUCAAACAGCAUGUUUUACUUCAAUUACUUACCAGGCUUGAUAAAGACAAGAACGGACAAAUUGACUUCGGCGAAAUGAUAAAUGCUCAAAAUAUGCAUAGAAAUAACCUCCGUAAAAUCUUUGCUUCACCUUCGAACGUAGAAUUUGAGAAUACUGAAAUUGGAAAAGUGUCGAUUUUACUUAGAAAAGUCAUGAACAAAAACUUCAUCAUGAAAUCUACCAAAAACGAUGUGAGACAAAAGUCGGCAAAAGGAAACCGCACUGGAAGCAGAUCAAACACGCCGUCACCAUUCCAGAUGGACAAAGUCGACACAAUAAUAGACAAACAGAACGAGCGAAAACCUUCUGAUCGAAAGAGCGCGAAAUCAAGUCGGGAAACUCUACGAGUCUCGAGUGCGUCAUCAGAUAGCUCACGUGACUCAAGUAAGUCAUCAAUUAGCAGAUAAUAUAACUUAUAAAAGUUACAUGCAGAAUUCAAACAAUAUUUGUCAGGAAUUCUCACGAUUAAAUAUAGUUAGAUUUGGGAAUUAGAUUGAAAUCGAUAUAAAAAUGUGCGUCAUGUCAGUGCACCAUGAGAAUAAAUAAACUGUGUGAAAUGAAAAAGUAUGUCAUCAAUUAGCUUUGAGAUUAUUCAAACAUAAAUAACCAAUAAAUUGUGACACAUAUUUAAUCAGUAAGCCGUGAUAUUAUUUCAAUAUAAUAAUCAGCUGUGAUUUUUUUAGAUAUACCUAUUCAGUAAGCUCUGAUAUUUUUUGAAAAUACCGUUAUUUUUAAUGAGUUAGCUUUGAUAUUA
Molecule: messenger RNA, 2319 nt
Organism: Ruditapes philippinarum (Manila clam)
Lineage: Eukaryota; Metazoa; Mollusca; Bivalvia; Venerida; Veneridae
Product: leucine-rich repeat-containing protein 74A-like
Exons: 2
Coding region: 107-1972 (621 amino acids)
Biological process (GO): activation of GTPase activity; nucleocytoplasmic transport
Cellular component (GO): nucleus; cytosol; perinuclear region of cytoplasm
Molecular function (GO): GTPase activator activity; small GTPase binding; calcium ion binding
Source: RefSeq, a predicted model, not a curated record